Molecule: messenger RNA, 1482 nt
Organism: Dendrobium catenatum
Lineage: Eukaryota; Viridiplantae; Streptophyta; Magnoliopsida; Asparagales; Orchidaceae
Product: protein FAR1-RELATED SEQUENCE 5-like
Exons: 2
Coding region: 1-1482 (493 amino acids)
Biological process (GO): regulation of DNA-templated transcription
Source: RefSeq, a predicted model, not a curated record
AUGGAUACUGUGCCGGAAGAGAUGAACGACUGGUCGGAGAUGGAAGAUUUUACGCAAGAGUCACAGCUUAGAGGUGGAGAUGGUUUGCAACAGAAUACCCAACCAAAUUUUGAUAUAUUAUCAGUUGUUUGUAAUAGUGAGAAAGAGGCAUAUGAUAUUUACUGCCGAUACGCGCGUAGUGUUGGUUUUAGUGUUCGCAAAGAUCAUCACUGUUACUGGCCUAAUUCGAGGAAGAUACAUAUGAAAGAUUUUGUAUGUUCGAAAGCUGGUUUUAAAAAGGGCCUUGACCUGAAUGCCAAAUCGAAAUACAGGAAAUCCAAUACUAGGACUGGGUGUCCCGUGAUGAUUAGAUUUUUAGUUGAUCAUGAUGGGGAAUGGAAGGUUAAUAAAUGUGUUGAGAACCACAACCAUGAGUUGGCAAGGCCUGAAGAUCAACAUUUAUUGAGAUCAUGCAGGAAUAUUACCAAAGAGAGAGCAUUCGUUCUUAAAUCUAUGACUGAUGCUGGGAUUAGAACCAUUGAUGCAUUCACAUACUUAGCUGAUGAAGUUGGUGGGAGGGAGUAUGUAGGUUUUUUAAGAAGAGAUGCAUAUAACUUUGUUCAAAGAAACAAAAGAUGCAAGAUUGAGACUAGGGAUACCAAUUCCCUAAUUGAAAUUUUUAAAAAUCAAGCAAACAGUGAUACCAUGUUUGUGUGGGAAGUCCAAUAUGAUGAGGAGGAUAGAUUGAUGAAUUUUUUUUGGGCUGAUGGUGUGGGAAGAAUAGACUACGACUGCUUUGGAGAUGUUAUAAUUUUUUAUACCAGAUAUAGACUGAACAAAUACAAGCUAGCUUGUGCACCUUUUGUUGGAGUUAAUAACCAUUGGCAGAAUAUUCUUUUGGGGGUAGCAUUUCUGUCUGAAGAAACAGAAGAAUCAUUUACAUGGUUGUUUAGAACAUUCUUGAGAGUAAUGGGUGGUAAACAUCCCAUUACAAUUUUUACUGACCAAGAUCAGGCAAUGUCUCGGGCAAUAGAAAUUGCAUUUCCUCAAACACGCCAUAGGCUUUGCCAAUGGCACAUCACCAAGAAGCUUCCAUCCAAGUUGCAUUGUUACAAUAGCAACAACAAGGUUAGAGGUUUGAUUUAUAAAUAUUUCAGCAAGUGUGAUUCAGAGGAAGAGUUUGAAAGUACAUGGACUGAAAUGCUGAAUGAAGGGGACCUUCAUAGCCAUGAGUGGUUGAAAGAGCUCUACAAAAUAAGGCACAAGUGGUCCACAGCAUACAACAAGACUUGUUUUAACCUUGGUAUUCUUUCAACACAGCGCAGUGAAUCCACUAAUAAUGUGUGUCACGGAAUUUCUAAGCCUACUAGCACCAUAACUGAGUGUUUUUUGGGACUAGAGAAGGUGAUGAAGACAUGGCGUCGGAAUGAAAAGGAUGAAGACUUCAAAUGUAGUCAGUCCGAUGUUGUACCUUUAGUGAAGAGUAGUCCAAUUCUUAGGUAG